AUGCACGAUGCUGAAGCCGAUGGUUUGAUUACGAGGGAGCCGUGUUGAUCGAUGGGUCCCCAACACGUAUGUAUUGCGAGAGUUGUGGCGAAAGACACACCGAGGCCGCUUCUUGUGUAUUGCCCUCCCCCUGUUCUAAAGCUUAGCGUGCGUAGCUGUCGGGCCUCAUUGUGGUCUUUGACUAGAGAUAAUUGGAAGCAGCUAUAGCUGUAUGACGUUACCGUCAGACCGAAGAUCCAAGAAACGGCGGAUUGUCGGAGCUUCCCCGCGCGGUAUACAAUGGAAGUAAGAAGAUAGGAUCUGCCGGCUCGUACGAAGUAGCAACGCGUCGCUCUCCCGCAAGCGCCUAUCACAACAUAUUCUACGCAUAUAACUUGACAGUACUGAGCGCGUCCGAUCAACUUUAUUCAUCAUGUCUGUUCUCACUACUACUCCCGACGAGCCCACCAAAUGGGGUACAGCCACAGCAACAACAGCAGAUCGCUACAGCCGCACCAAUACGAUGCAGCGUGGCUACGGCCAUGCCCUAACAGCCAUGAUGAACAUUUCGAAAGGCCAACACGUCCUCGUGGCCGCCUGCGGUCCCGGAAGCGACGUUCUCGACAUUGCCCAAAUUGUAGGCCCGACUGGGAAAGUCGUAGGGUUUGAUCUAGACAAACAUAGCAUCAAGCGGGCGCAUGAGGCCCUGGAGGAGCAUCCAGACCUCAAGUCCUACGUAGAGCUCCACGUCGCCGACGUGCACGAUCUUUCCAUGUUCGCAGGACGGAAAUUUGACGCUAUACACUGCAACAUGUCAUACCAUUGGUUCAGCAACAAACCUUUGUUCCUCGCUCAAGCCGCCACUCUAUCCAAGCCCGGCACUGCUAUUGGCAUCGCAACUCAGGACGGCGUAUUCCGUCUACCUAUACAGGACAUUCGCGAUGACGUCUUAGCGGAACUGGGCGAGCCUACAGAUAAUUUCAUAUGGCCUUCGACGCUGCCGGAGCUACAACGCGACCUGAGCGCCGCCGGUUUUGGCGAUGUGAAGGUAUCGCGCGGGUUUGGCACGCGUGCGCUCGAGAGUAUGGAAGCGCUGUGGAAUUGGACGAACGAUAGCACAGGGAACAGGUAUGGCUACCACUUGGCGGGUGAAAAGGCGGAGCGGAUGAAGGAGAUGGUGAUAGAUAGGUUCCGUGGUUUGGCUUUGGAGGAUGGGCGCGUGAUUUUGCAGUUCAAGCAUCUAUCUGCGGUGGCCUACUAUGGGCGCUGAUGUGUAAGCAUUUGGCUCAUGAGACCCUCGAUAGCUCACGAAACUCUGAAUCUGCACAAGGUGUCGGCGCACGCGUUUUGUCAUUAGUGUGUUCGUGAUUUGCGGCUGAGUUGUGACGUAACCGCGUGACAGCCUUGAUGAAAGUGGAGAGGUCGAGGGUAUCGCGAUCAGUUUGACUGAGAGCUUAUCGGAUGAUAUUUUCAGAGCGAUGUGGCUUCUUCGUCAUGCCUUGUGCAGAUACAUUGAGGGCG
This is a messenger RNA of Alternaria rosae, 1500 nucleotides long. RefSeq names its product S-adenosyl-L-methionine-dependent methyltransferase. Bases 413 to 1249 code for a protein of 278 amino acids. NCBI's taxonomy places the organism in Eukaryota, Fungi, Ascomycota, Dothideomycetes, Pleosporales, Pleosporaceae. Gene Ontology annotation, molecular function: methyltransferase activity. The record is from RefSeq and is a predicted model, not a curated record. The transcript has 2 exons.